This is a messenger RNA of Benincasa hispida (wax gourd), 2989 nucleotides long. RefSeq names its product exocyst subunit exo70 family protein C2 (gene EXO70C2). NCBI's taxonomy places the organism in Eukaryota, Viridiplantae, Streptophyta, Magnoliopsida, Cucurbitales, Cucurbitaceae. The record is from RefSeq and is a predicted model, not a curated record. Gene Ontology annotation, molecular function: phosphatidylinositol-4,5-bisphosphate binding. Gene Ontology annotation, cellular component: exocyst. Gene Ontology annotation, biological process: exocytosis.
UCAAAAACAAAAUAAAAAAAAUAAAAUAGUUGUUAUACAAUUCAAAGUAUAUAAACUAAUCGAUAUAACACAAAGUUCAAAGACUAAAUUGUCUAUAUAUAUAUAUAUAUAUAUAUAUGUAUGUAUGUAUAGAGUUCUAUAAGUAGAUAACGAACUAAGGGGAAAAAAAAAAGGAAAAUGGGAAGAAAGAAAAAGAGGGGUUUUUUUUAGGGGUAGUAGAAAGUCGGACCACAGAAUUGAGGGGGUGGCCUGCAGGGUCCAAAUAACUAAAUUCCUCUAAACUCCCGCUCUCUCUCGCCUCUCCUCUCCUUCACAACGACCAUUUCAAAUCCCACCACAAAAAGUCAAAUAACACAAAAAAAACUCAAAUAAAAAACAAUAACACACUUAACAAAAUCAAAUUUUCCCCUUAUCAUGGAUCUUUUUCUUCACAAUUCCCAUCUCUUUUCUUGAAACUCUCCUCCUUUUUCGUUCUUCCAAUUCCCACUUUCAAUUACAAUGGAGAACAACCAACCUGAGAAUCAACACCCUCUUCACAAAACCACUAGCUUCACCACCACCACCACCAACAACAACGAUGAUGCCAAUCCCAUUGUUCCUCUUCCUCAUCCCCACCCUGCUGUUCUACAAACCGACGCUGGUGUAAAAUCUGCUGAAAAAUUGGAAGAUCAGGAUCAGGACCAGAAUCAGGAUCAGGAGGAGAAGGAGAAGAAGGCCAAGCAAGAGGAGAAGGAAGAGAAGAAGGAUGAGGAGGGAGAAGAAAAGAAGGAGGGGGACGAAAAGACGGAGGAGGAAGAAACCCAGGACGAACCGGAUCUUCAUUACAAUCUGCAUUCCAUUCUUGAAGAUGUUGAUCAAUUUCUGUCAACUCCUCACGCUUCUCCUGAUCGAGAGGAAGAUUCUGCUGUUGAAAUUCCGAAGUUCAUCGACAAAUUCUUGGAUCUCGUGGAUGCAAAGAUUGAGCAAUACAAUAACGAAGAAUCAAAUGCGAAGGAGAAAGAGUAUAGAGUGCCGGAGGACGAGUCCACGUUUCUCGAAGCGGUUGAUCGGAUAUCCAAGCUGAAAACUGCAAUUCACGAAAUGAAAUUGGAAGAGGAGAAGACUGCAUUGAUCAAUCGCAUCGGGAGCACUCAACAGCAAGCGAUUACUUACUUGGAAGAAGAGUUCAGAUUCUUUCUUGAGGAAUCUAGAAAUGGCGAUGCCGAUCCUGCUGCCGAUACGAAAGGGAAACAAGAACAGGAUCGUUGUGCAUUAUCGGACGCUGAAUCCGAUCAGUUCCAGUUUCCAGGUUACUCCGAGGAGAUCGUUAGCUAUUUGAACAAAAUCGCUAAACAAAUGAUUUCAGGUGGAUACGAAUCGGAAUGUUGCCAAGUCUACAUGGUUGCGAGAAGAAACAUAUUCGAAGAAGCCUUACUGAAGCUUGGAUUCGAGAAACACAGCAUCGAUGAUAUCCAGAAGAUGAACUGGGAAUCAAUGGAGAGGGAGAUCGCUACAUGGAUUAAAACCUUCAAGCAAUGCGCCACCAUUUUAUUCUCCGGCGAACGGAAUCUCGCCGAAUCUGUAUUUUCAGCGUAUCCUCCGAUUUCCGCCAGUCUGUUUAGCAAUCUCACUCGCGGCAUUGUGAUUCAACUCCUAAAUUUCUCAGAAGGUGUCGCAAUGACAAAACGCUCCGCCGAGAAAUUGUUCAAGCUUCUUGAUAUGUACGAAACUCUUCGCGAUAUGGUCCCAAAAAUGGAGACCUUAUUUCCAGAAGAGUCCGCCAACGAGAUCAAAACAGAAACCACAACCGCUCGAACUCGUCUAGGCGAAGCAGCGAUUUGCAUAUUUUGCGAUCUCGAAAACUCAAUCAAAGCAGACACCGGAAAAACUCCGGUACCAGGCGGCGCCGUUCAUCCAUUAACACGAUACACCAUAAACUACUUGAAAUACGCUUGUGAGUACAGGAACACACUGGAACAGAUUUUCAAAGAACACUCAAAGAUCGAACGAGCCGAUUCAACAAGUCGACCACACUUCGAAGGCGAACAAGCACCAAAUUACAACCCUAGCGCUGACAAUCAAUCACUAUUCUCGGUGGAACUGACGCGAGUAAUGGAACUCCUGGACUCAAAUCUGGAAGCAAAAUCAAAGCUAUACAGAGACAUAGCACUGAGUUCAAUUUUCAUGAUGAACAACGGACGAUACAUCUUACAAAAGAUCAAAGGAUCUGCAGAUAUCCAUGAACUAGUAGGCGAUACGUGGUACAGGAAGAGAUCUUCAGAUCUACGUCAGUACCACAAGAAUUACCAGAGAGAAACGUGGGGGAGAUUGUUAGGUUGUUUGAACCACGAAGGAUUGACGGUGCACGGGAAAGUGGUAAAGCCAGUGCUGAAAGAGAGGUUUAAAGGAUUCAACGCGCUGUUCGAAGAGAUUCACAAAACACAAAGCUCGUGGAUCAUAAGCGACGAGCAACUUCAAUCGGAGCUCCGAGUAUCGAUAUCGGCGGUGAUGAUUCCGGCGUACAGAUCAUUUUUAGCUAGGUUUUCGCAGUACUUGGAUCCAGGGAGACAAACAGAGAAAUACAUAAAGUUUCAGCCUGAAGAUAUAGAAACUUACAUAGAUGAUCUAUUUGAUGGAAAUCCAAGCUCCAUGGCAAGAAGGAGAACAUAAAAGCUGGAAGCUCUUGCAACCAAUUUGAAAAAAGGCAAGACUCCACUCCAUCUCUCUUCUUCUUCAUCAUCAUCAUCAUCAUCUUCUUCUUCUUCUUGUUCUAUAUGUUGUUUUUUGGGAAGCCCACUGUGUGCUGAGGCUAAUUUUGUCAUUUCAGCUUAUUGCAAUUCAUCAAUUGCAAUUGCAGUUGCAAAUUCUCUUGUUCCUUGGCUUCAACUUGCUGAAUUGCUGCUGGGCUGCUCCAUUCCUUUUUUCUUUUUAUAUUAUGUUACAUUUUUUUUUUCCUCUCUCUCUCUCUCAUUUUUUCAAAUGAUUGUUUGUAAUUGUCACAAAUUAACAA